This is a messenger RNA of Clunio marinus, 261 nucleotides long. The record is from the annotation of a GenBank genome assembly. Lineage: Eukaryota; Metazoa; Arthropoda; Insecta; Diptera; Chironomidae.
AUGAAGAAUGAUAAUUAUUGUUUACUAAAGCAUAACAGAUUGUUUAAUGCUCCUUUGGGCGCCAAAACAUUUCCUUCUUUACACUUUCAAUUGUUAUCAUCCCACAAGCGUUUUGGAAAAAGUUUCUCAAGAAGCUUCACAUAUUGGCAAAUAUUUUAUUUUGACUUCAUCUCCAUAGCAGGUUUUUUAUUUUCUUCUUCAAUUAUGAGAACUGAAGAUGAAGAAAAAAUUAUCGGCAAUCAAUUUGAAAUGAUUUCGUAG